AUGCCAGCACUACCUCCGCCCGUUCCCGACCCGGCAACAUCAGCAUCACUGCUCCGCCGCCAGUCCAACGCCAACUUCGGCUACAUCCCGCUCACCUACAAAGGCCUCUCAUCCGGCCCACCGCCCGGCACAGUCGUAGGCAUCGUGCUCGGCUCGGUAGCCGGCUUCCUGCUCCUCAUGUGGCUCCUAUCCGCCCUGACGGGGCUCAACGGCCGCCGCAACCAAAUCCACGGCGACGAAGAGAUCGUAGCGCGGGAGCGCAAGGCGCCGGCCCACGGCCACCGCAGCCGGCGCGGGAGCACGCGCCCCGAGGUGCGCGAGGUGCGCGAGCACAUAGUCGUCAUGGACGAGGGCGGCGGCGACGACCGCCAACACCGCCGCCACAGCCGCAGGCGCAGCAUGCCGCCCCAGCCGCCCCAGCCCCGCCCCCGCAGCCGCAGCGUCCUGGUCGAGGAGCGCGUGCGCGAGUCGGAGCACCGCGUUGCCGGCGACGACGUCGUCGAGGUCAUCGAGGAGCAUAGCCCCCCGCGCACGGCGCGCCGUGGCUCCCGCCGUGAGUCUUACAGGUCAGUCGACCCCAUGGUGCAUCCUGGCAGUGACUACGUGCCGCGCGGCCGCAGUUAUAGCCGCCACUCGCGCUACUCGUAGUGCUUUUUUUUUUUCUGUCUUCCUUCCUUUUUGUGUGCGCGCGCUCUUUGAAGAGCCGUCGCUGAACUGUGUGCGCGCCUGCAGGAGACCGUACAUUUGAUGC
This is a messenger RNA of Aplosporella prunicola CBS 121167, 751 nucleotides long. RefSeq lists its product as uncharacterized. NCBI's taxonomy places the organism in Eukaryota, Fungi, Ascomycota, Dothideomycetes, Botryosphaeriales, Aplosporellaceae. The transcript has a single exon. The coding region runs from base 1 to 648 and encodes 215 amino acids. The record is from RefSeq and is a predicted model, not a curated record.